UAGCGGCGGGAUAGCUGUGUGUUUGUUAGCUGCCGAGCUUCUAGGUGAGUUGUUUCGGAGACAGAGCUCCAGACCAAUGGGAGACAGCGACGACGAAUUCGACAGGAGGAGGCGGGACAAGUUCAGGAGAGAGAGGAGCGACAUGGAGCGGUCGAGAGAGAGAGAGGAGAGGAGGAGGGACGACUGGCCCGACAGGGACUGGGACCGCGGCAGAGAGAGGAGGAGGGAUUACGACCGUGGUCGUCGGGAGCGGUUUUCUCCGCCGCGACACAUCAGCCCUCAGCACAAGCGCAUGAGGAGGGAGUGGGACGACCACCGGGGGGGCGAGCCGUACCGCUUCGACAUGCCGUACGGGGGGGGCGGGGCUCCGUUUCAGGGGGGGGGGCCGCCGGGCUGGCACCCCGACCUCCCCCGCCUCCACCCGCACCACGGAGGACACCCGCUGCAGGCCAGGUUGGGGAUGAUGGAUCCAGACCUCCCCCCCCCAGGUCCUCCCACCAUGCGGAGCUUUAAGGAGUUCCUGCUGAACAUGGAGGACAGCGUGGACGAGACGGAGUCGGUGAAGCGCUACAACCAGUACAAGCUGGACUUCCGGCGACAGCAGCUCCAGGACUUCUUCCUGCAGCACAAGGAGCACGAGUGGUUCCGCUCCAAGUACCACCCUGAUGACAUCACGGCGAGGGGGGCGGAGUCUCUGAGCGCGCUCAAAACCCGAUUGGCCGUCUUCAUGUUCCUGCUGGACAACGGUUGGCUGGACGACGUGGCGCUGGACAUGGAGCACGCGCCCGCCAUCAUCAAGCUGUUGGACGCAGCCGUGAUAAAGAUGGAGGGCGGGACGGACUUCGACCUGCAGGUUCUGGAGGUUCCGACGGCCGCGUCCGGCGGCGAGGCGAACAGCACCGCCGGCGCUAAGGCUAUCCCCCCCGUCCCCCCCGCCGCCUCGGGAGACAGGAGUCUGGGGGACGCAGGCGGUCCGACGGGCUCGGAGACGGCGGGGAGUCGGACGGAGACGGCGCCCAGAGAGAAGGGCGGAGACUCGGAGAAGGACGGCGAAGAGGACGCCAAGCAGAACGGAGAGAAGGAGAAAGAAGAAGGGGAGGAUGGCGAGGAGGAGGACGAGGAUGAAAAGAAGGAUGAAGACGAAGAAGAAGAAGAAGAGAAGACGACUAAGAAGGGCAGGAAGAGGAAGCGCAGCGUGUCGGUGGACAGCGGCGAGGGCAGCGCCUCCGACACGGACUCCUCCGACGGAGACAAGGACGAAGACGAGGAGAAGGACGAGGACGAGGAGAAGGACGACGAUGACGAGGACGGAGAGAACAGUAAGAACACCUUCAUCGCUCGGAGACGUUCUGGAUUAUGA
Messenger RNA from Etheostoma cragini (Arkansas darter), 1360 nucleotides. Its product is annotated as serrate RNA effector molecule homolog. Lineage: Eukaryota; Metazoa; Chordata; Actinopteri; Perciformes; Percidae. The record is from RefSeq and is a predicted model, not a curated record. Gene Ontology annotation, cellular component: nuclear body. The transcript has 9 exons. Gene Ontology annotation, biological process: mRNA processing; primary miRNA processing. Bases 77 to 1360 code for a protein of 427 amino acids.